AUGGCGCCUAAGCAAAAACGCCCUGCCUACGUCCUCGGUGUGGGUAUGACCAAGUUCAUCAAGCCGCGCGGCCAGGUCGACUACACGGAGAUGGGCUACGAGGCAGGCAUCAAGGCGCUCCUUGACGCGCACAUCACCUACGACGAGGUUGAGCAGGGCAUUGCGUGCUUCUGCUACGGCGACUCGACCUCGGGCCAGCGCGUCUUCUACCAGUUCGGCAUGACCCAGAUCCCCAUCUACAACGUCAACAACAACUGCUCGACGGGCUCGACGGGCCUGUUCAUGGCGCGGAAUAUGAUCGCUUCGGGCGCCGCGGACUGUGUCAUGGUUGUCGGAUUUGAGAAGAUGAUGCCUGGUUCGCUGCAGAGCUUCUGGAAUGAUCGGGAGUCACCUUUGGGAACGUCAUUCGCGGUUAUGGCGAAGACGAGGGGCGUUGCCAAGGCCCCGGGUGCUGCGCAGCUGUUUGGGAAUGCCGGGAGGGAGUAUAUGGAGAAGUAUGGCGCGAAGGUGGAGGACUUUGCGGAGAUUGCGCGGAUUAACCAUGCGCAUUCCGUGCACAACCCCUAUUCUCAGUUCCAGGACGUGUAUACUCUCGAGCAGGUGCUCAAGUCGCCGAUGAUCCACGAGCCGCUUACCAAACUACAGUGCUGCCCUACCUCGGACGGCGCGGCUGCUGCUAUCAUUGUGUCGGAGGAUUUCCUCAACAAGAGGCCGGAGCUUCGUGAGCAGGCUGUCCUCAUCGCCGGGCAAUCCCUGGCUACCGACUCGCCCGCUCUCUUCUCCUCCUCCGCAAUCGACCUGGUCGGCCGCGAAAUGACCACCCGUGCAGCGAGCAUCGCCAUGGCUGAAGCCGGCAUUACUGCUGCAGACGUUGACGUCUGCGAGCUGCACGACUGCUUCUCCGCCAACGAGAUGGUUCUCCUGGAUGCGCUUGGCCUGGCCGAGCCCGGAAAAGCCCACGAGUUGGUCCGCGCCGGCGGCAUCACCUACGGCGGCAAGGUCUUGGUCAACCCGUCCGGCGGCCUAAUUUCUAAGGGACACCCGCUCGGGGCGACGGGCAUUGCACAGUGCGCGGAGCUGGUCUGGCAUCUGCGCGGGUGGGCAAACAAUCGGGCGUUUGAUAAGAGGCCGACCAAAAUCGCGCUGCAGCAUAACCUCGGCUUGGGCGGUGCGGCCGUUGUGACGGUGUAUAAGCGGGCCGAUGGGAAGGAGGCGAAGGUGCUGAGCAAUGAAGAGGUUGGCAAGAGGAAUGGGUUGGGAUAUAACCCCGCUGUUGAGGCGAAGGGCAUUACGAAGGAGCAAGCGGCGAAGGUUAGGAGUAAGAAGUGGAGUCCUGUGUCGAUGGUUAAGACGAAGGAGUUGAUGCAAGCUAGGGGCGGGAAACUUUAA
Messenger RNA from Thermochaetoides thermophila DSM 1495, 1389 nucleotides. Its product is annotated as putative sterol carrier protein. The transcript has a single exon. Lineage: Eukaryota; Fungi; Ascomycota; Sordariomycetes; Sordariales; Chaetomiaceae. Bases 1 to 1389 code for a protein of 462 amino acids. Gene Ontology annotation, molecular function: acyltransferase activity, transferring groups other than amino-acyl groups. The record is from RefSeq and is a predicted model, not a curated record.